UUGCCUUCGUUCAAGAAUCUGACAGAUUUAAAUAUUUAUAAUACUGUUUUUCACAACAACUUUCUUCAAAUGAUUGGGGGUAUGACUUCUCUUCAAUCUAUUGAAAUUGAUUAUAGUAACCUCAGCAUCAACGACACUCUAUUUGACCAAGAGUUGCCUUCGUUCAAGAAUCUGACAAAUUUAAUUAUUGACAACAUUGUUUUUAACAACAAUUUUCUUCAAAUGAUUGAGGGUAUGACUUCUCUUCAAUUUAUUGAAAUUUCAAGUAGUAACCUCAACAUCAGCGACACUCUAUUUGACAAAGGAAUUUGUAAGAUGCUUCAUCUUCAGCACUUAUACAUGUGGGACAAUGGUUUAACGGGCACCUUGCCUUGUUGUCUUGCAAACUUGACUUCCCUUCAAUAUCUAGAUAUCUCAUACAAUGAUUUUACGGGUACCUUGCCUUGGUUUCUAGCAAACUUGACUUCCCUUCUAUAUCUAGAUAUCUCAUCAAAUAAUUUUACGGAAAUAUCUCCUUAUCUCCCCUUAAGGUGCUGACAUCCAUCCAAGAAUUAAGCCUUUCAGACAAUCAUUUUCAAAUCCCUGUUUCCCUUGAACCAUUUUUUAACCACUCAAAGCUUAAGAUGUUCUAUGGUGAUAGUAAUGAAAUAUAUGCAGGAAUUGAGUCACAAUAUCUGGCCCCAAAAUUUCAAUUAAAUGACAUCUCAUUAUCCAAUUGUGGAUAUAAUGGUUCAUUUCCCAAAUUUCUCUACAGUCAGCAUGACUUACAAGUGGUUGAUCUCUCUGACUUUAAUUCGAAGGGAAAGUUUCCAGUUUGGUUGUUAAACAACAAUACCAAGCUCGAAAGGCUUUUUCUAGCUAAUAAUUCUCUUUUAGAGCCUUUGCAAUUACCAAUUCAUCCUCACAUGUCUUUGCAAACAUUAGAUAUAUCCAUCAAUUCCUUCCAUGGGCAUAUUCCAACGGAAUUUGGAGCUUAUCUACCAAUGCUACAAACUUUAAACAUUUCUAGAAAUGCUUUAAAUGGUAGCAUUCCCUCUUCGUUUGGUGACAUGAAGUCGUUAAGGUAUUUGGAUCUGUCUUACAAUUUGUUGACUGGAGGAAUACCUAAGCAUUUGGCCAUGGGUUGCGUCUCAUUAAAAGUCCUUGCAUUGUCAAACAAUAGUUUGCAAGGUCAGAUAUUCCCUGCAAAUUUUAACUUAAAAGGCUUGUUAUAUUUACAAUUGGAUAACAAUAAUUUCACUGGAAAGAUCCCAGAUGGUUUGUCCAAUUGCUCCUUGGAAGGGUUGUAUAUAAGUGGUAACCAUCUUGUUGGCACAUUACCGAGGUGGUUAGGAAAUCAGUCAUCUUUGGAGGAAAUUAUCAUGUCAAAGAAUCAUCUUGAAGGUCCAAUCCCAUUGGAGUUUUGUCAACUAGAAAGUCUUGAAAUAUUAGACCUUUCAGAGAACAAUAUUAAUGGGAGUUUACCGUCUUGCUUUCCACCUUCCUCAAUUAAACAAGUUCAUUUGUCAAAAAAUAAGUUACAGGGAGAACUAAGUGAUGGAUUAUCCAAUAGUUCUUCUCUGACAACGCUAGAUAUUGGAUAUAAUCACUUUGAAAGCAACAUUCCCGAUUGGAUUGGUACACUUUCGAAUUUAAAUUACCUUAUCUUGAGUAAAAACGAUUUUCAAGGUGAAGUGCCGAUUCGUUUGUGUAAGUUAAGUCAAUUACGUUUGAUAGAUCUUUCUCACAACAAGCUUUCUGGGCAUAUCCCUCAUUGUUUAAAUAUCACAACAGUCACUGUUGCAUCUGAUUAUGUAGCUAUUUUUGAAAAGCUUGAAAAUGUGCCUCUUACAAAGGAAGAAACUGUAGAGUUUACAACGAAGACUAGAUCUUACUCUUACCAAGGAAGAAUUCUUAGCUACAUGUCUGGAAUUGAUCUCUCCAACAAUAAGUUAGUUGGUGUGAUUCCUUAUCAAAUUGGAAAUCUUGUCGGAAUCCAUACACUUAACCUCUCUCACAACAACUUGACAGGACCAAUCCCAUCGACAUUUUCAAAUCUCAAGCAGAUCGAGAGUUUAGAUCUUUCAUACAACAAUUUGAUUGGGAAAAUCCCUCCCCAGCUUGUUGAGUUAAAUAAUUUGGCUGUUUUUAGUGUGGCACACAAUAAUUUAUCAGGCAAACUCCCUGAUAGGAUUGCACAAUUUGGAACCUUUGAAGAAAGUAGCUAUGAGGGAAAUCCAUUUCUUUGUGGACAACCAUUGCCCAAAAGUUGCAAUGCAAUUGAAUCACAACCAAAAGAUUCAAGUAUUAUUGGAGAAGACAAUGAUUUCAUUGAUAUGAAUGUCUUCUAUAUCAGUUUUGUUGUGUCCUACAUAGUUAUGCUCUUAGGGAUUGUUGCAGUUUUGUUGAUAAACCCUUAUUGGCGUCGUAGAUGGUUUUAUAUUGUUGAGUUGUGCACAACAUCCUGUUACUAUUUUGUUGUAGAUCAUCUACAUAAGUGAUUUGAUCAUGAAAUAGUUAGUCGGAUUAUACGUAAAUAUCUUGCAAAAUUGCAUGUUUUGAUGUUCUCUUCAUGCCAAAUGUUUUGUAAUUUCAAAUA
Messenger RNA from Pistacia vera, 2578 nucleotides. Its product is annotated as receptor-like protein 13. Gene Ontology annotation, molecular function: protein binding. Lineage: Eukaryota; Viridiplantae; Streptophyta; Magnoliopsida; Sapindales; Anacardiaceae. Bases 624 to 2480 code for a protein of 618 amino acids. The transcript has 3 exons. The record is from RefSeq and is a predicted model, not a curated record.